Molecule: messenger RNA, 1186 nt
Organism: Equus quagga
Lineage: Eukaryota; Metazoa; Chordata; Mammalia; Perissodactyla; Equidae
Product: gametogenetin-binding protein 1-like
Exons: 6
Coding region: 1-1005 (334 amino acids)
Source: RefSeq, a predicted model, not a curated record
AUGGAGGCCCCAGCUCCAACGCCUCGACCUCGAAUUUUGGGCCGCUCCUCCAUGUUGCGCUUUUUCCGUAGGCUGGUGGGGAGAAAGAGCAGCCCCAAAAGCUCCGCCAAGGCCCUGUCACGGGGUCGGGCAUGCCCCUCGCAAGAGCAGGACGCCAUGCCCCUGAUGACAGAUCGCAAGGGAGGAGUGGGGAGGAAGCAGCCCAGGUCACCCGCCACACUGCCCUAUGUCCUCUCUGUGGCCGUGCCACGGCACAGUCCCUCGGGGCUGGGGGACAUGGGGACCCAGACCCCCAACCCCGUGGAGGUCCUGAGGGUCGCGGCCCAGAGUGUGGAGGUGAAGUCAGUCCUGCCCAGAGGAAGCCAGGAGGUGCUGGACAACCUGUCUGAGAAGGAGGGGAGGGAAGAGGAGGAGGCAGCAGGCGAGGCCUCCGGGGACCCAGGGACCUCCAGCAGAAGCCACUUUGCCAGAGCCCUGGAGGCGGAGCGAGGAUGCCUGCGGAGGGCCACGGGGCCGCUGGAGGUCAGCCCCGAGGCCUUCACCAGGGAGGAGAAGGAGUGUCUGCUUGAUGGAGACCUCAGGCUAGCCUCUUCGAAGGAGGGGGCCACCCCUUGGAACCGCCUCCUCACCUUGUACAAGCAGCUUCAGAAGUCAGCGGUGGUCAAGUUGCCUCUCAAGGAAGGCUUGACCCCUGAGGAGAAAGGGGAGGAAGAGGAAACGGAGGAAGAGGACAGCUCAUUCAAGUUCUGUGUCCCAGGCACCGUCACCCUCCAGUCCCCGCUGCAUAAGACCUUUAGGUCGACAGACACCGUGGGUUUCGUGGAGUCGGAGUUAAAGAAGCUUCUGGUAGUACAGCGGGAGUCCCGCCUCUGGAAGAUGGGCAGCCACGAGGGCCGGGAGCUGCUCACCCAGCCAGAGAUCACCCUGGAGGAGGCGGGCAUUGUGGACGGCCAGCACCUGCUCCUUGAGGAGAUGGACGAGAUGGGAAACUGGCCUCCGGAGUGACCCCGGUGCUGGCCCUGAGUCUGCCCCACCCCAGGGCCCUGGAACUUGCAUAGGAAUGUAUCCCCCCUUCUAGGGCACAGCCAAGGAACCCCUGGGGCCAGGGGUCUUGGGAUAAACAGUGUCCACCUGUCUGCAGGGUGGGCCUGCCCGGCAGACUGUCCCCACCCAUCAGACUCAGGCC